UUCAAGCGUGACGAGUGUUGUAUUUUUCAUCGUAAAUUCGUAAUAUUUAUUUGUUGAACAUCACGAGUAGUUAUUUGUGGUAUUUUGGCGAUUAUGAACAUUGUAUUUUGCUAUAAAUAGGUGUAAAUAAUGCCAGGUUUCUGUUAGGGUGCAAAUGUUCAUCUUUUGUCUCGCCACGCCUGCCGUGUUGAUUUGAAGUGGAGAUGCCUCUGUUUUUAGUUUGCAUGAAACAGGGGUUUAAUUUUAGUUCAGCAACAGAAAAUAAUUGCUCUGUUAGUAUGUUCUGAUUGCGGCUUGUCUUCAUAACUUCUUGUGUUGUUUCUGCCUUAGUUCACAAUGAAACUUAUUCUAAUUUUAUCCCUGGUUGCUUUGGGACUUGCUUACGAUAAAGCAUCUUUCUAUGGAGCAAGCUAUGUGGCGUACCCGUUGCAAGAAGCGAAGGGUGUCACCGACAUCAGCUUUAGAUUUCGAACACACCUGUCUGAUGCUCUACUGUUACUUGCUGCUGGGAAAACUGACUAUUGCAUGAUACGUCUAGAAAGUGGCAGGUUGAAGCUGCACAUCAAUUUGGGAGCUGGUGAGAGUGAGCUGUCGUCACCCAAAGCAAUCUACCUGAAUGACACCCAGUGGCACCACGUUAGCAUCAUCCGGAGGGAAGCCAAUCUUACAAUGAAGGUUGAUGAGAGUACGGUGAAGAAGAGACUACCGGGUAGAUUCUUUGAGUUGAACAUCCAUUUUGGUGUGUUUCUGGGCGGCCAAGGAGAUUUCUCCGAGCUGUUCCUUGGUCACAUGGAGAAUUUCCGAGGAUGCAUGGAAGAUGUAUUCUACAACGGCGUGAAGAUUAUAGAGAAGGCGCGCAGUCGCAGUGGCUCAGUUCACGUGGAGGGCGUGACGUGGAACUGUGCGCCGGAGUUCGACGCCGACCUCUCUUCAGACAUCAGCUUCGUCGACGAGUCCGCCUACCUCAUUCUUCCUAAGAUCAACUCCAGAGCUGGCAGCAGAUGGCAAAUAGAAUUCAAGACUAUAACUCAGAACUCCGUGAUCCUGUACAACCCUGGUGGGGGUCGAGGGUCUGACUACCUGGCGGUGGAGAUCCUUGAUGGCGUGGUCCGGGUGAAGAUGGCGCGCGGCCAGAUAGUUCACACGGUCCGUGUCAACGACGGACAGUGGCACAAGAUGCACUUACUCUUCAACCCUUCACUCAUUGAGCUGUCUGUGGACAACAUUGCCAUGAGCACGCGCAUAGAGAGUGGCAGCUCGCGGUUCCUGGAUCUCUCCGACUCCUUCUACCUUGGGGGCAUCGAGACUGAAAAGCGACAGAGGGCCUUCGCUAAGGGCAUUAAGGCGGCGGACUCCAGCAUCAUGGGCUGCAUAAGACCGAUAGAGGUUGACGAGAAGAUGUUCGGGCUGCCCAACGCGGUGGUGACGUAUGGCGUGAGUCCGAAGUGCGUGUGGUGGUACCCAUGCCACGCGAGCCCUGGCAACCCGCCGUGCGUGGCGCAUGCGCGGUGCGAGCAACAUGGCGUCGACCACUUCACUUGCAAGUGUGACUCGGAACUGUGCAUCAAUCCUGACUAUGCUGAGAAGUAUAAGGUAUUCUCAAAAUCGAGUAGCGAGUUGGAGCUCGUGGCGCUGUAUCCCCUGACAGUGCAGGAGGGCGGUGUGGCAGUAAUCACGACUCAGAACAUCGACGUGGUGUUGGACCAUCACAAGUAUGGUGUGAGGCCCUCGGGGGUCCUGCUGCACGUGGCCCAGUCCCCCCAAUACGGCCGCAUAGCCAUAGACCUCUCGCUGCAGAGAAACACCCCACAAUACACCACUUACACGGAAGGAGAGAAAGCUAAGCAGAUCUUCACUCUCAUGGAUUUGUCUAGAGAUAAGGUGCGGUAUGUACACGACGGUUCAGAGAACCACCAGGACGCGAUAGUGCUCGACAUGGAACUGAUCCCGGAGACCAAGUUCACGCUGCCUAGCUACUUGCAGGGUAGAAACACGUUCGUCCUCCACGUCAAUGUUACUCCGGUCAAUGACCCGCCCGUUCUCAACCUACUGCCCGGAAAAGUCCUGAGGCUUACUCAGGGUACGAGGAAAGUGAUCACUUCAGACAUACUCAAGGCAGAAGACCCCGACACGCCGCCAGAGGAUCUCCUCUACACUGUCUUGCACGGCAAGAACGAAGCUAACAGCGGGCACAUAGAGAUGUCAGGACAGCCGGUGGACUCUUUCACGCAGCAGGACGUGGACUUGGGAGUAAUAUCGUACGUUCACGGCUCGUCGGGCGACAAGCAGCUCAACAAGACCUCUAUCCGUCUCACUCUGCAGGUGUCAGACGGCAUAGAAACGAGCGGACCGGGGGUGCUCCGCAUCUCAGUGGUGCCGCUGCAGGUGCGGCUGGUGAACAACACAGGGCUCCAACUCGUGCACAACUCUUACGCCAUCAUCUCCGCCGAUAACCUCACCUUCACCACUAACGCUGACGAGACUAACGUGCAAGUCAAAUACGACAUAGUGAAACCGCCGCAGUUCGGCGUGGUGGAGCGACUGAGGGUGUUGGACGGUACCUGGCAGACUGUGGACAGCUUCACCACCGAAAUGGUGAACUUCGGACGCGUGCGGUACAUGCACUUGCUGGGCAGUCCUUCCCAUGAUGAGUUUAAGUUCAAAGCAUCCGUCGGCACUAUACGAACGAACACGCUCUACGAUUUUCGACUGACUUUUAUCAGACUCGAGCUGUAUCAGUCUGUCAACGAAGAACUAGUCCUGAACAAUACGAGGGAGGCGUUCAUAUCAUCACAACACUUGCGGUUCAAGACGAAGCCCAUCGCUUUACCGAACGACAGGAUCCAAUAUACGAUAAUAAGACCCCCUAAGUACGGGAUACUUCACCUAUCGUCUGGUAAACAUCAUUUGCAGACUCACAACACGUUCACCCAGCACCACAUAGAGACCGAUCAGCUCUGGUAUCGGUUACACAGGCGAGCAUACUCACACAUACAAGACGAGUUCUCGUUUGUAGUAGGGGCCACAGAGUGCGAGAACAUUACUGGAGUGAUGACCAUACGACACACGCCCGGGUCGUCGACCUCUGAUUACUCGCCAGGCAGGGUGCAUACAACACUAGAGCGGCUACAGGUCAUGGAAGGAGCAAGAAUGGCCAUACCAGCUACCCACCUCAACUUCAGAACUGACGCUGUAUCCAACUUAGUCUUCAACAUAACGCAUCUGCCCAAACACGGAAAAAUAGAAGUUAUAAACGAUAACCUUAAAAUUGUCAGAGACAAUACAACUUACUUUACUCUACAAGAAUUGAAUUCCGACAGAGUUUACUACGCACACGACGACUCUGAGAGUCGCCACGACUCGUUCCAUUUUAUGGCGUUGAGCCCUGAACCGGAAGAUUUUCAGUACGUCGGAGUGUUUCAUAUAGAUAUUAUAUUAAAGAAUGACAAUAGUCCCGUUCGGGCUAAUGAUAACGUGUUUCAUAUUGUGCACGGAGGAGCAAGGCUGAUAACAGCCAGGGACCUUAGUUACACUGAUGCUGACCUGGAUACGAAACCAUCAGACAUUAUCUACACAGUGCAAAGGUACACGAAGGAUCCUCCAAACGGGGGGAUAUUCAGAGCUGACAAUCCAUCGGAGCAGAUAGCGCAGUUCUCUCAAGACGACAUCAACAAAAACUUGGUGUUAUUCAAGCAUCAGGGGAAGGAGUACGGCAAGAUGGCGUUCUGGAUAUCCGACGGGAUGUUCGAUGUGAAUGGCAACCUGGAGAUCCAAGCGUCGCCACCGUUUAUACGGAUGUAUCCUACAAACGGAUCUAUUGUUGAAAACGGGAAAGCUGUACUUAUUACAACGAGAGAUAUGCAGGUGGAUACGAACAUGAACUGCCUCGAAGAAGACAUUAGGUAUGAGGUCACACAGGAACCUAAGCACGGUGCGAUUGAGGUGGGGGAGGGCCAAGGGGCGUACACGUUUACCCAGCUGGACAUUGCGGCGGCGCGCGUGGCGUAUCGACAUAGAGAGCCUAAGACACCUAUCGACCAGUUUAGGUUUAAAGUGGUGUGUCUAGAUACAUGGGGCGAGGGUGUAUAUCCGAUCAAGAUAUUCCCGUCCAGUUAUUGGGAGCCGCUCCGGGUGACCACAAACCGACCUCUAAUCGUGGAGGAAUCCACGAGUGUUAACAUUACGAAGGAAGUCUUAGAGGUAAUGCACCCUCAAAUUGAGCCGUCGAACAUCGUGUACCAAGUGACUGAGGCGGCGAUGCACGGGUGGUUGGAGAUAUCCGCCACUCCUGGAACUGUCGAGCUGGAGAACUACAACGAAGAACCAGUACACACCAAGGUGUUCGACCAGUCCAUCAUCAAUGCGAACCGCCUCCUCUACGUACAAUCGGGAGUCAACCGGACCAGAGACCGGAUCAAAAUGGACGUUACAAAUGGAAUAGUGUGGUUAAGGGACGUUGAACUGACAAUCAUAAUAAUUCCUGAGCAUUUCUACGUGGUGGCGUCCAACUUAACCGUGGUGGAAGGAGAAGCUGUCAGCAUCAAACCGGAAUUGUUCCGGACCGUUACGGAGUACUACAGAGGGAAGGUUGUCAUGUACAAGGUGGUCGAGAAACCCAAGUUUGGAAAGAUAGUCAUGGCGGACCAGGAACUAGGCGUGCUGCCAGUACUCAAGCUCAAUUCGGGGAAUAUUCAGUACGUACACGACGGUUCAGAGGAGACGUCGGACCUGUUCCGAGUGGUGGCAAUAACCGAGAGUGGUAAGGAGAGUGAGCCGCUGUCCGUUGGCGUGAACAUAGUGGCUGUGAACGACGAGCCUCCGAUAGUGGCUGCGAACACCGGCCUGUGUGUCUGGGAGGGCGGCAGCUUCACCUUCACUAGGAAUGAACUAUAUGUAAACGACAUAGACACUCCCCUGGAGAACGUAACGAUCCGCGUCGUAGACAUAGUGUCGGGGUACAUAGCAAUGAAGGGAGAUGUCGAUACUCCCGUCAACCACUUCACUCAGGCCGAUAUCGACCACGGCAGAGUCCUGUUUGUGCAUAGAAAUGGCAGCAAAGGUAAAAUGAUAUUCAACGUCACAGAUGGGCUACACGAGCUGUCCAAAAUUACAUUCCUGAUCUCUACCAAAUCUGUAUCUUUAAAAGUAAUACGAAAGCACAAUCUUCGCGUGUUUCCCCUAAUGAGAGAACCUUUGAACAAUUAUUUAUUGAUGUCGAAGUGCUCUGACGCUACUAGAACUAUUGUUUACAAGGUGGACAGAGCCCCAACGUUAGGUCGUCUUAUAAUGGCCACAAACGACAACCACCACAGAACAGUGAAGCAGUUCACACAGCAGGAUGUUAACGACACCCUAGUAUACUACGAACACACGCACCCCUUUUCCGAUCUUUACACCAACGACUCGUUCGUCUUCUCAGUAGAAGCGGCACUCGCGAAACCCCUCACUGACCAGAUAUUUAGUAUUGACAUAUCUGUAUCCUCGGGCGGUCUAGCCAAAUUUGUCUACAUACCGCAGAUAAAAGUGCAAGAAGGUGAUAAAGUCCCAAUAAAAGUCAAUGUUACCAACGUGAUCUCGUAUCUAGAGAUGCAGGCGGGACUGAGGCAGCCCCAAAUCGAGGCCCAGUGGUCUCAGCCCACUCACGGUGAGCUUAAACCAUACACCACCUCGUUGACCCAGUCGCAACUAGAGAGUGGAGUGGUAAACUACGAACACGACGGCUCCGACACUUUGCAAGAUAAAAUCGACAUGGCGAUAUACCUGUUGCCUGAUUACGUACUGCUUUGUAACGUUACAAUACCAAUUUAUGUUAUACCUGUUAAUGACCAGCCGUUUAGAUUGUUAACGGACGCGCCUCAGAUACAAGUAGUGCAGGGGGAGAACUACACGUUGACGAGGAAUGAUUUGUUGACCGAGGACGCGGACACGGGCCCGUCGGGCAUACUGUACGAUAUCAUCAGUGGACCCACACAAGGCAGAAUAGUCAUGCUCGAUAAGAACCAGACUAUAGACGAAGCUCAGUCGAUAAACAAGUUCACUCAAGAAGAUAUAAACAAUGGCAAAAUUAUAUACGAACACACAGGAAUGUUACAGACGGCCACGUUUUACUUUAGAGUGUGGGACGGACAGUUCAAGCCGACCUAUACAGUUUUCACGAUUGACGUCAUUCCGGUGGUGAUCAACGCGACGUCGUUGCAACCUAUCAACUUGCAACAAGGAGUGAACCUCGCUAAGAUAACCACGGAUCAAAUAUACGUUGAAACGAAUGCGAAGAAGUCCAAGGUCUGGUACAACGUGACGAGACACCCUACGCACGGCGUGAUCUACGUAGCAGACGUAGAUCGUGACAGGAACCUUCCUGUUACCACCUUCUCCCAUAAAGACUUGGUGGACAAGAUGGUCAGAUACGUGCAGAACGAUAUGUCUGCCGCUAACGACAGUUUUGACCUGAUAGCGUACGUGCACAACAGCAACGCCACCCGUCCUUUCACUAUUGAGGUCAAUGUGCAACCUUUGAUGGUGCUUGAAGACCUGAGGGUCGAGUCAGAGAAAACUAAGAUCACGCUGAGCGUAAUGGACGCCACUGGACUCGCUACGUUGUCUGCAAGCGAUCCAGUAUACACGAUUAUUCGCAAACCUACUUACGGAACGAUAAAGAAGAUAAUCAGAAGUUCUGGUGAGAAGACGAGUGCACGAGAGAGAGAAAUAGCGUAUUUCACACACGAAGAUGUGAAAGCUGGGGUGAUUUAUUUCGUAGUAAAUAAGAAAUUGAUAAACUUGAAUGGAUUAGAAGAUAGGUUUAGGUUUCUGUUGUCGGCGUCGAUAUACCAGCCGGCGUUAGGGGAGGUGAAGGUUAUCAUAGGAAGCAGGAACAAGAAGAACCUUCCGGGACCGAAUGACCCUGAGAGCCAUGAAGGAGUGCCGGUGGCGAACGGCGAAACGGCUUCGUAUUACAUGAUGAUUCUGAUGGCGUUGUCCGGGACGGUUCUGGCGAUCGUGGUUAUCUUCGGGCUGCUCAAGUGUCGACGCUACCUGAUGCGGGACCAGAAUGCGCUGGCCAAGAUACACGGGCAGACGCAGGGCGUAGCGCCCAUCCCGCUUCCACGCCCUCCAGAUCACCUCAUGCCAUCGCCAGCGCAAGGCACGCCGCCAAUCAAACGGUACGUGUCAUCCGAUCAAUCUGUGCACACGGGCGCGAGUACCCCACUGCCGUCGGGUGGCAGUGUCGCGUGCAAGGUGACGCCUCUCGACGCCACGCUGCCCGACCUCAACGCGAGGUACCCCUACGGCGCCGAUGACCAUACUGACGCGGAAGACUGGAGCAGCUACGAGGCUUCGGAGUCGGCGUACCCGGUGCGCGCGGGCGCCGCCCCCAACCCCAUGCUACGACGCAACCAGUACUGGGUCUGACCCUCGUACUCCGCCACACUGCCCAGGGCUCCUAGGCCAGUGAUCCUUGCGGCUCCCGAGGACAAGUGCGUGACGCUGCAUCGGCGGCUGAAGCGGCGCGGCGUGGACCUAGUUCCUACCCCGUUCCUACUGAGCAACUACAGGGUCCCCCCUCAGCUCGCCAGUUGUGAAUUUACACUGUAAGCAAUAACCUAUUACUAACAAUUGGCCAACUUCAAGCUCCUAACACUCGAAGACGAGGAGUCAGAUGCGCUGCGUGUGACGCUGGGGCAGUCCACUGCCAUGUCCGUCUCUGUCUGUCCUGCGCAUGGAUAACUCAUGGUUUCUCUUUCCCUCCCCUGCUCGUCUGUUGCCCCUAAGGCGAGGUACGGCGCUUGCGGUCGGGCUACUAACACCCGUACUCUAAGAUGUUAAUUCCAACCUUCCUCGACGCCGUCCCCAGUUGAGACGACCUUAAGGAACUUCGAACACAGCUCAUAAUCGGUAUUGUUAGAUGUCCCCUCAACCCUAUAUCGAGUUUACUCCAGUUAAGCAUGAUCAUUAUUUUCCUAUUAUUUUGUUGGCAGUAUAAUGCUCGACUCCAGUGAGUAAAGUCCUUAAGUCAGGACGUAAACAAAAUCCUUAGCUGAGGCCGAGCGAGUGCUUAGCGAUUCAAAGGACGUAAAUUUUAUUAUUUAAAAUUAAGUGAAUUAUAUACAAAUACAAAAAUAUUUAUUUGUGAAUGUUGCGUGUUACAAGAUAUUACAGUGUUGUCAUCGGUCUCAGCACAUUCAGCCAAGAAUUGGCAUAAAAAAUUACGUACUGACUAAUGUAUUUAAUUACUAGUACUUGUCACAUAUAUAAAAAAAUAUUGAAACUGUAAGUAAAUCUUUUACUAAAAGUUUAAAAUUUCCUUGCGAAGUAUAAAAUAUAAAAUAUUGGUCGUGGGUAAUUUAUUUAUUACGAAAUGGCAAUACAGGGCGGGAUGACGUCAGCUGGGCGAACCUUGAAAUGUUAGCUGUCACUUUUGAGCAUACCUAGUUUUCUUAUACCAUGGUGCACACCAGCGGCCUCCUGUCAAUGUCAUUAAUUAAGUAUUGUGUUUAAGGAAUUCUUGAACUUGGCCAUUGAUUUAUAUUCUUCAAUUAAUAAGAUGUAAAAAAGUACCGGUUAAGUCUUCGGUCAGGUAGAGAUAGAAUGUUGUUUUGUUCUACAUGAGGGCAACAUGGUCUUCUAACAUAACCAAUGUCAAUACAUACAUAAACUCACGCCUAUUUCGAACUGGGGUCAGCAGAGACUACGGAAUAUGACACCAAUGGACAAUGGAACUAAUGUGAGGUUACGAAAUAAUUCUGAACGAAGUGUUCCUGUGCAGAUUAAUCAAUAUUUUUAAUAAAAUUCAUUACGAAGAUUAAUUGCAUACAUAAACCAUUAUUUAAAUUAUAGGCAUGUUUCUCUUUAAUAAGCCCUGAACAUAGACUAAAUCUCUAAAUUUUUGCGUCAUAUUAGUAGACAGGGUUCGCCUUGGGAUUUGACAUACGAGACAACAUUUCUUGCUAGGCAAGCACCCCUCAAGCCCAGUGCAUACAGAGGCGGUAAGAGUUGUGGGCUGGGAAGCGGGACUUUGUAUGAAACUGCUUCCAGUCGGGGUGUAUUUCUGUGUCAACAAACCCGAAUAUUAAAAAAAACCCGGACCGAAACUCUCCUAGUACAGCCUCACUGUGCAUUGAGCUUUAAUUGGUACUACGGAAUCCAUUUAAAAAUAAUAAGAUUAUUGAUAACUUGUGCCAUACUGGUGCUGAUUCCUGCAGAGACCUCCUAAUUUUAAGUUAUACUUGCCAUUUUCUUAUCCGGUGAGAUGGAAAGGGACGAGUAAUCGAUAUGCUAAAAUGUAUGUAACACACGUCAAUUUUACGCGGAAGGCUUAAACAAGUCUUAAACAAAUGAAGUUGACAGACCAGCGAGAAGCCUAUUUGAUUUGUCCGGGUAAUAACCGCUCGUAUAAUUUAACAUUACUAGGUGUUCCUUUCCGUUUCAGCAGAGAAGAGAAUGACAGGUAUAACUUAAAAUAAAAUUAGGAGGUGUCUGCGGGAAUCUGCACCAUUGUAACUCUUAAAUUUACAUAAAGUAAGUGUAAAAAAAUCAGUUAUAGAAUGUCGCUAAUAGAAUAGUUAGAACAACUGGUACAAAACUGUUUGAUUCACACGUCUUCCGAACAAUACAUACAAUAGUCUCUUAGAAAACCCCAAUUUAAACCCAAGGCGUUAGAAAAUACGAUGUGUAAGUUAAAAUAAAAUAAAGGCGCACCACACACCAAAUAUCAGUUUGAGCAGUCGCGUUUGGAUGGCCUCGACGUGAAGCGUCGAGUCCGGAAAACUCUUCCUCUCUCCUACAACUUUACUUUCACCUAACGGCCCUUGAUGUCUUGACGCCAAGCGCGAUGAAUUGAAAGCCCUACCUGAGACUACGAGUGACGAUCUUUUCCAACAAGUUUCCGACUAGCCAAAUCAGUUACUUUUUACUAAACGUCAACACACGAAAUUUCUAUGGAAUUUGUAUGAAAAAGCAACCUGUGACGUCAUAGACAAACGUCGCACUUAUUAUUACAGUUUUGAUUAUUAAAAUUCAUAAAUAACAUAAAAAGAAAAAUGGGACGUUUUUGUCACCUUUAGAUGUGUCUUUUGUAUAUAUAGUAAAUUAGAAUUUCAUGAUUUGUCUUUGACCAAGGCAACUAUCCAAUUAAAUGUAUAGAAAUACACGGUUCGGAUGCUUUUUAGAAAACCUACCAAAUUCAAAUUCAAAAAUAUCUAUAUUCAGUAGGUAACAUAGUUACACUUUGAAUCGACAUUUUUUACAUAACGAACGUCUCAUCCGCCUAAAACUACUGUAGCUUCUCACAACCUGUAUAGCGGGGGAAAAGAAGCUUAGAUAAAUUCGUAGCGAAUGAGAGUGCCUAUGUGUGAUGGACAUUGGACACCAUUUCUGCCGCAUCCGUCACACAAUGCAGCUCGGCUGUGCCACCUGGGAACCGGUGUAGAGGGCACUCGUUCACUAUGUGAGAUAGGGUUUGAUCCGGGUGACCACAUUCACAGUAUGCAUUGUGCUGCAUUGUGUGACGGAUGCGGCAGAGACUUGGUUAAGGGAGCUUAAGCUGGAUAUAUGAUCCACGCAGGAUAUUUUAUUUUUGUUUCUGGAGGUAUCUUGCUGGAGGUGGAGGCCUGGAGUCCUAAAACACAGGGUAUCCUAGUUUAGGCUCCAGCCUCUACAAAUAUUGUAUCUUUGUAUGUAUUUAUGUAUCCAUGUGUUUUUGUAGAGGAAAUAAAGAUUUUACUUACUUGUUUGCCAUACGCAAUAAUAAUAAUAGACGCCAUUUGUAAUUUUGGUAUGUGGUGCGUCUAACGAGUAGGUGUAAUCGUAAUACCUCGGCCAUUACUAUAGACUGGUAUGUAAUAAAAUAAUACGUUUUAAUUAGGCUCAUCUCUUACGACUGCAUUUUUUGAGUAUAUUUUAAGUAGUAUUCAGUAGAUUAAAAAUAGAGGAAUUUUAUUGUUUUUUAAAAACUACGAAAGGGUUUGGAAGCGGCUUCUUAAAACUAUUUAAUUUGUCAAUCUAAAUCGCGAUCGAAUGAAAAGUUAUGAUGGUUUAAAAUGUGUUAGUUUAAAAAACAUGAAUCUGUUGCGUCUUGUUUGUAUGAUAAAACCGCAACAGUAUCCGUACAAUCAUGAGCAAUAUCAUGUACCUACUUUACAACCCUGUCGCACUAUCAUAUUUGACAUUUAAUGAGACUUACGGUUCAAUUUGUCAAAAAAGUUAAUGUGACAUGGUUUCAAAGUGUAUACAUAUUAGUACUCGUGACCGUACACCCAUCACAUGAUGAACUGAUUACCCACGCUUCACCUGAGUAUCGCAAAAUGAACGUCAUAAAAGAAAGGUUCCGUCACGGUUUGACAUAUGGGUUUUGGGCGACGUCGUUAAUUGAUACAUUCAUCCGAUCGCUGUACAAAAAACCUACUCUAUACAGGGUGUUAGUGACAUCGUAACGAAUAUUGAGGGCUAAGAUUGAUUUAACUCAUGGUUCUGAGUUCAAUAGUAUGGAAUUGAAUACAAAUUUAAAAAAAAAAACUAUGAAUUUGCGACGGAAAAAUCCACUUGGCAUUAACACAGAAUCAUGAGCUAAAUCAUCCCCCAUUCGGUACGUUGUCACUAACACCCUGUAUCACAAUGCGAUACUGUCAACCAAUGUUCAUGCCUCGUUUAUACAUAGCGGAAAACAGUCUACAUAUUAAAUAUGUUACGUAUGUUGUCCUAUUACUUUAGUUUAAAAGUUUAAUAGAUAUACACUUGCUGGAUGCAUUUCAGAUGAAUAAAUAAUUAAUAUUAAAAAAAAAAACAUUAGGUUGUCUAAUCAUGCAGUUUUAUACAUAGGUUUAGCUUGACUUAACUAUAUUUUUACGUUAAAUAUAUUCACCUAACUAUUGUUAUAGAAGAUUAAUUUACCGUACUAGGUUCUAAUAUAGACAAUAUUUGUCAUUGGUUCGUGCCAAAGCAACGUUAUGUUAUCAGUACUUAUUAUACUGUUUAAUAGACUAAUAUUUUAUUAUUACUUUCAAAAUAUAGCUUAAAUUACACUAAUUUAAUCGUUGAGUGCUUUCCACACAAAUAAAUUAAAGAAAUAAUAGAUUUAAAAAAAGCAGAUAUUUAAAUUUGUGUUGUGCAACCUUUUUUAUACUAAGAUUGUUAAAUGUUAACAUAAGUAGUUACAAUUGUGCCAAAGUAUUAUUCCAAAGCCAAGCAAGAGGGGAUGUACCAGUGUGUUUAUAUUACAAACGUGUAAAUAUUGCAAAAGUGCCGAUGUUGCAAAAGUGCCGAUGUUGCAAAAGUGCCGAUAUUGCAAAAGUGCCAAUAUUGCAAAAGUGCCGAUAUUGCAAAAGUGCCGAUAUUGCAAAAGUGCCAAUAUUGCAAAAGUGCCAAUUUUGCAAAAGUGCCAAUAUUGCCAGAGCCAAUUACCGUCAUAGCACAUUCGCAUCCCUGCUCAGUACAUUAAAGUGCCUAGUUUAGAACAGUGAUGUUAAGGUUUAUAACGAGUUUCAUAGGGUGUCUUAAGAUAGGUAUCAUAGUGUUUAUGGAUUUACAAAUUUCGUAUUUAGUUGUUUGUUCGUACUGUAUACUUUAGGCUUCGUUAAUAGUAGAUUUCUAUGUAGAAUGUUCCGUUCCCUAAAAUAAUUUCAAGUACUUAUAAGUAAUCCGGUUGAUUGAGGGGAGGCCUGUGCCCAGCAGUGGGACGUAUAUAGGCAGUUUAUGUUAUGUACUUAUAAGUAACACAAAAGUACCUAAUUAAAGUUCUCUAUGUUUUGGGAAUGUAAACUAACGGAAAUUCUUUCAUCGAUGCGUGAUUGAUGCUUAUGUUCUGUACCAAUCCAAUUACUUGUAAGUUGAUUUAUUAAUCUUGAGUUUUUCGCAACUCGACUUAUGUUGGAAUUGUACGUACAACCCAACUCGUACUCAACUCGCUUGUGCUUUGAAGUUAUCUAAAGAAAGUCAAUUACAUUUAAACAUUUCUUCUGUACAAUGUCCAAGAGCACAAUUAUGCCGAGUAUUCGAUUAUUGUUUUUUCACUGAAAUGUAAAUAUACGAUUUUAAAUAAAUUAAUGUUUUCAAAGAUGCGGCAUUAUUCACCGAGCUAUCCGGUAGUUGUGGGUUUAAAAAUACAAAAAAUCUCUUAAUUUUAAUGCCUCCUUGUGUUUGAGAUAUUGGCCUAGGCGAUACGACCUUAUACAUAAAACCCGCAUAACUCUGCAUCGUUACAAUAGAUACUAAUAGACGACAUAGGACUAUAACAUAGUAUGUAACGUGCCUGCAAACAUACUAAACAAUAGGGAGCUUUAAAAAUAUAAUAAAAUAGGCGAUAAACAGGUGUUAAAAUAGUUUUUUAGUUUUUCAUUCACAUUUAGGUGUCAACCCCCGCGGCAUGGUGUACGUUGUUGACGUAGACGCGACACAUAUCGCAGGCUACAUAGACGGCAUACGCUGCGUGUACUAUACUGGUUGCAGCUCGCGAUUUUUGUCGCGUCUACUUAGAUAGCAUGCCCUUAGGUUUAGAUAAGAAAAUGUUUAUAAUAAUUAAAUAUACUUUUUGUAACAACAAAGGUAUUUAUAAUGUUGUGUCAGUAUAAAUAAUGCCAAAUUAUCGUUUGUGUGACUUGCAAGUUUGUUGAUUAUAAAAUUAAGUUCGAAUGUGCCAUUCAUAAUAUUUUAAUGUGAAAAUAUUUAGUUUGUUCGCGAGUGACCAUGUCUCAGGAAUGUGUAUUAAGUUAUAAAAAUUAAAUGGUUAAUGGAUUUUUUAAAUAAAUGACUAAACCGAC
This is a messenger RNA of Pectinophora gossypiella (pink bollworm), 13751 nucleotides long. It is a transcript of the gene kon, whose product is annotated as chondroitin sulfate proteoglycan 4. NCBI's taxonomy places the organism in Eukaryota, Metazoa, Arthropoda, Insecta, Lepidoptera, Gelechiidae. The transcript is spliced from 26 exons. The coding region runs from base 337 to 7410 and encodes 2357 amino acids. The record is from RefSeq and is a predicted model, not a curated record.